Messenger RNA from Carassius auratus (goldfish), 6870 nucleotides. RefSeq lists its product as uncharacterized. The transcript is spliced from 3 exons. The record is from RefSeq and is a predicted model, not a curated record. The coding region runs from base 480 to 5528 and encodes 1682 amino acids. Lineage: Eukaryota; Metazoa; Chordata; Actinopteri; Cypriniformes; Cyprinidae.
GACAUACAUUUGUUUUUUAUUUACUAGCACCAUCUUGUGGCAGUUUGAUGUUAUAACAAAGAAAUUGAUUAUUGUAAACCAUUUUCUUAGUGGUUGGUUUAGGUCAUGUGACUCUUGGGUUAGAGGUUAACCAGGAAAUAGCCACUGUGUUCCAGUUUCUUUCUGUGUGGUGGGCCAACAAGUCAUCUCUCUGUUUUCUUCACGUUUUUGUGCCUCAGAAAGGCUUUGCCUUUUUACAAAAAAAAGAGAAAGAAGAGGAAAGAACAAAACAGUAAAACUUUCAACUUUACUACUGCGUCUGCCCUUUUCUGACUCCUGUUAGCUAUCUGUCAAUGUUGCGUAGAUGGAACACGCAUCUAGGACAGAAUAGUAAAAAGGCAACCGCUCAGUAGGUACUGAAGUUCAAAGAAAGCAAGCUUCAACUCCAUCAUUCCUCGUUCAUCAUCACGCCCUGUACUCCUAGACAGUAUUAGCAAUUCAUGAUGGCGGAGAAAUCUACGGAGGCUGAGAAAGCUAUGGAGGCUGGGGAAGCUACAGAGCGAAGUCAAGCAUUUGAAACAAGAUCUAUAGCUUCUGCUUCAACUAAUAGAUCUAGAAGCUCAUCGGCUAGCGCAGCUGCUGCCAAGGCUCGCGCUAAACUGGAAGCUGCACGGGCCAGGACUGAAUUCCUUAAAAAAGAAUCAGAAAUCUUGAUUGAGAAAGCUCAACUGAAAGUUACAGAGGCAUGCAUGGAAGCGUCACUGGCAGCUAUAAAGCAUGAAAGUGAGGUGGCAGCAGCCAUUGCUGAGACGAAGGUUUUGGAGGCAGCAGCAGAUAGUGAACUCGGAGAAAGGAUUUCUGAUGUGAGAGAAGUUUCUGAUCGCACUCGUGAUUACGUCAUGAAUCAGUCUCAACUGAGGUUAUUGUCUCCAGCUGGAGAUGAGCCAUGUCAACUACCUCUAAAGCCCAUUGUCCAUGUGUUGAGGCCUGAGACACCUCCAAGGCAUCAUCGCUUAGCAUCUUGGGAUGUCAGAGAUUCUAACAAUAAACCUGAUACUGAGAGUAUAACGCAGCAUCCUCAGAAGUCAGUGCAAACAACUAGUCAAAAAUACCAAAUUCCACCCUUCACUUCUUCUCCAUAUAAAACAACACCACAACCAUCGUUCAACAACGACACUAAUGUGAGUGAGGUCGCCAGGUACUUAGCACGCCGAGAGCUUGUUAAUUCAGGGCUCUUCAAGUUUGACGAUCGUCCCGAGAAUUAUUGGGCGUGGAAGUCCUCUUUCAUCAACGCAAUUGAAGGUUUGCAUCUGUCAGCUGCUGAGCAGUUAGACCUUCUGUCUAAAUGGUUGGGAGAACAGUCUUCACAACAUGUGCGAAGGAUCAGAGCUGUGCACACAGGUAAUCCAAACGCAGGCUUGGGAAAAGCAUGGGAGCGCUUGGAGGAUUGCUAUGGCUCUCCAGAGAUUAUAGAGAAAUCCCUCUUUGACAGGAUUGAUAGCUUUCCAAAUAUCAGCAACAAAGAUGCGAAAAAGCUUAGAGAACUUGGAGAUCUUCUACAGGAAGUGGAGUCUGCGAAACAUGAAGGCUACCUACCCGGUCUUACUUAUCUUGACACCGCACGUGGUGUUGCUCCUAUCGUAGAUAAGUUACCUUACAGUCUUCAGGAGAGGUGGAUGGCUCAAGGUUCUCAGUACAAAUCAGCACAUCAAGUCGCCUUUCCUCCAUUCUCAUUCUUCUGUGAUUUCAUCUGCAGAGAGGCUCGAACACGCAACGAUCCAAGUUUUGCUCUGUCUUCAGGAAUCCAUAGUGUGUUGAAACCAGAGCAGCAAUUCAAGAGACAAACGAAAAGCUCAGUCUAUACUCACAAGACGGAAGUGUCAGCAGCGACUGUGAGUCAGACAAACAGCUCAAACUAUGAAUUGGAUGAUGUGAAUAAGGUCUGCCCAAUUCAUAAGAAGCCCCACCCUCUCAAUCGUUGUAGAGGUUUUAUGAUCAAACCUCUGGAUGAGCGCAAGACUUUUCUAAAAGAGAAAGGUGUUUGCUAUAGGUGUUGUGCAACAACCACUCAUCUGGCUAGGGACUGUAAGGCAGCUAUUAAAUGUAAGGAAUGUGGCAGUGAUACUCAUAUCGCAGCGCUUCAUCCAGGACCACCGCCUUCAAACUUAUUUGAUCAUGGCGGGGAGGGAGAGAAAGACACGCCUCAACCUGCUAUAACUUCCAAGUGUACAGAAGUCUGUGGUUACGGCGAAUGUUCACGGUCAUGUUCUAAGAUUUGCCUGGCUAAGGUUUACCCAGAAGGCCACCCAGAAGAAGCAAUCAAGCUUUAUGUGAUCCUGGAUGACCAGAGCAAUAGAUCGCUCGCUAGAACCAAGUUCUUCGACUUGCUGCAUGUCAAAGGAGAGAACUCAACAUAUACUCUACGUACCUGCGCAGGUGUGACAGAGACUGUGGGAAGAAGAGCUACUGGUUUCAUUAUAGAGUCUUUAGAUGGAGUUAUGAAGGUGAAAUUGCCAACGUUGAUCGAAUGCAACAAUAUGCCAGACGACAGGGCCGAGAUACCAACACCUGAUGCGGCACGUUGGCACACUCACCUAAAGCCCAUUGCGCAUUGCAUUCCUCCUUUGGAUCCAGAAGCCCAAAUUCUUCUCCUUUUGGGUCGUGACAUCCUUCAGGUUCAUAAAGUACGGGAGCAGCAUAAUGGUCCUAAUAACGCACCCUACGCACAAAGACUAGACCUAGGAUGGGUCGUAGUCGGAGACGUCUGCUUAGGAUCUGUCCACAGGUCUGCAGCACUUAGUGCUUACCGUACCCAUGUACUUGAUAAUGGACGUCCUUCUCUACUUCCUCCAUGUCCCAACAAACUCAGCGUUAGGGAGAAGUUUGACAUCAAGCCUCCGCCUGAGAUAUCUCUGGCGCACGGCACCUUCAUCUUUGAUGACUAUGCCAUAGGAGAUACCAUCUUUGAGAGGACAAAGGAGGAUAAUAAAGUUGGAUUGUCUAUUGAAGACAGGCUUUUUUUGGACAUCAUGGAUAAAGACAUGUUCAUGGACGAGAGCAAUAGUUGGGUUGCACCACUCCCAUUCAGAACACCUCGUCAACGACUCCCUAAUAAUAGAGAACAGGCAUUUACACGCCUAACCUCCCUUUUGCGCACACUGGAAAAGAAGCCUGAGAUGAAGUCUCAUUUUGUUACCUUCAUGCAGAACAUCUUUGAUCGUGACCAUGCCGAAGUAGCCCCUCCUCUUCGAGAAGGCCAGGAAUGUUGGUAUUUACCUACCUUUGGGGUGUACCACCCACAGAAGCCUGGUCAGAUCAGAGUUGUCUUCGACUCCAGUGCGCAAAAACAGGGCAUCUCCUUGAACGAUGUUCUUCUCUCUGGUCCUGACUUAAAUAAUAGCCUCUUGGGAGUCUUACUACGUUUUAGAAGGGAGCUGGUAGCUGUAACUGCAGACAUCGAACAGAUGUUUCACAGCUUCAUUGUGAAAGAGGAAGAUAGAGACUUCCUUCGUUUUCUCUGGUUCAAGGAUAAUGACACCAGCAAAGGCAUUAUUGAAUACCGCAUGAAGGUGCACGUGUUCGGUAAUAGUCUAUCUCCUGCUGUAGCCAUUUAUGGUCUUCGACGAGCAGCAGCUUAUGGUGAGGAGGAAUAUGGUUCAGACGCCAGACACUUUGUAGAGAGAGAAUUCUACGUCGAUGAUGGACUUUUGUCAACACCCACAGCUGCGGGAACAAUCGAUCUGUUGACACGAACAAAGCAAAUGCUGGCAACUUCAAAUUUAAAAUUGCACAAGUUUGCUUCUAAUAGCAAGGAAGUAAUGAAUGCAUUUCCGACCACAGAUCAUGCGAAGGGACUCAAAGAUCUAAACUUGGAAGUUGACCCUACCCCCAUCCAACGUAGUCUCGGACUUAGCUGGGAUGUGAAAGAGGACACAUUCACCUUUCAUGUAACCAACAUUAAGAAGCCCUUUACUCGGAGAGGGAUACUGGCUACUGUCAACAGUCUCUUCGACCCACUUGGGUUCGUUGCCCCUGUCAUCAUUGAAGGGAAAUUCCUGCUACGAGAACUCUCAGGUGAGACUUGUGACUGGGAUUCUCCUCUCCCUGAAGACAAGGAAGAAGCAUGGAAUGCAUGGAGGAGAUCCCUACAAGAUCUCAAACAAUUGGAGAUUCCUAGAACAUAUGUUUAUACUACUUUCUCUACAGCUCUGAGGAAGGAACUCCACAUUUUCUCGGAUGCUUCUGUCAAAGCGAUUGCAGCAGUGGCAUAUCUUCGUGUCAUCAAUGGCGAAGGAGCAUGCCACACUGGGUUCGUAUUGGGGAAGGCCAAAUUAGCUCCACAAGCUGCUCAUACCAUUCCCAGGCUGGAACUAGGAGCUGCGGUUUUAGCUGCAGAGAUAGCAGAGAUAAUCACAAAUGAGCUGGACUUCACUUUAGAUGCUGUGGAGUUUUACACGGAUAGUAGAGUCGUCCUGGGGUACAUUUAUAACCAGACAAGACGGUUCUAUGUGUAUGUAGCCAACAGAGUGCAGCGUAUCCAUAGAGUGUCAAACCCAAUGCAAUGGCACUAUGUGUCUACUAAGCAUAACCCUGCAGAUCAUGCCACCCGCUCCGUUCCUGCAGCUCUGUUGGGCACCACCACCUGGUUUACAGGACCUGCCUUCCUGUCGCAAAUGGAUCAGAAUCUGUCCCUGGAGGAGAGGGAAUUUGACCUCCUCGGGCCAGAGUUGGACACAGAAGUUCGUCCUCUUGCUACUACUGUAUCCGAUGAUUUUCAUCUUGAAUGUCAACGGUUCGAGCGAUUCUCUUCUUGGAGGUCAUUAGUCAGAGCCAUAGCUUUUCUCAUACAUGUCGCUCAGACUUACAGUUCGUCUGAUGAUAGAGAAAGAGCCUGCAGCUCAUGGCACUACUGUGCUAAGCCGCGUACAGUGAAAGAGUUGUUACAAGCAGAGGAAGUUGUAAUCAAGAGUAUUCAGAGGGAAGCUUACCAAGAAGAGUUCACCUGCAUCGCCAAAAAAGAUGACAUCCCGAGGCACAGUGCUCUGAAAAAACUGAACCCUUACGUAGAUAGUAGAGGUCUUCUCAGGAUAGGAGGUCGGCUUAAAAAUGCAACUUUGGAUCUCCAAGAGAAGUUUCCUUUGAUUGUUCCAGGACGCAGUCAUGCUGCGAAGCUACUUGUGGAGUAUUACCAUGAUCGAGUCAAGCAUCAGGGUCGUGUGUUUACUGAAUCAGCUAUCCGCAAUGCAGGGUAUUGGAUUGUUGGUGUUAAGAAGCUUAUCAACAGCAUUGUACACAAGUGCAUCGUAUGCAACAAGCUUCGUGGGAAGGUAACUGAGCAGAAGAUGGCGGACUUGCCCAUCGAUCGCCUGAGCACUGAACCUCCCUUCACGAACGUCGGUCUUGAUGUUUUUGGACCUUGGACAGUUGUUGCAAGGCGCACGCGAGGAGGACAAGCUCACAGCAAAAGAUGGGCUGUUCUUUUCACUUGUAUGAGUAUUCGUGCCAUACAUAUUGAGCUGAUUGACAGUAUGGAUUCAUCCCCCUUAUAAACGCCUUGAGAAGGUUUUUUGCUCUACGAGGUCCUGUCAAACAAAUUCGGUCUGAUUGUGGGACCAAUUUUGUAGGAGCCUGUAAAGAGCUGGAAAUUGUGGUAAAUGAUCCUCAAGAGCCUAGUGUGAGGAAGUACCUGAGUGGAGAGGGUUGUUCAUGGGUCUUCAAUCCACCUCACGCAUCCCACAUGGGAGGAGCCUGGGAGCGGAUGAUAGGAGUCUCCAGGCGCAUACUAGAUUCCAUGCUCCAACAGAUCAGUCCUUCCCGCUUGACAAAUGAUGUGUUGUCCACCUUGAUGGCAGAGGUUACAGGAAUCGUCAAUUCAAGACCCCUUGUUCCUAUUUCAACAGACCCAGAUUCACCUUUCUUGUUAACGCCAGCCAUGCUCCUAACUCAAAAGGGUCAUACACUCCUCCCACCUCCAGGUGACUUCAAGGAAACCAAUCUCCAUAGACAGCAAUGGAGAAGGGUGCAACAUCUUGCUAAUACUUUCUGGAAUAGAUGGAGGCGUGAAUACCUCUCAACGCUUCAAAGCCGAAGCAAAUGGCAAGAGGAACAACGAAAUCUAAGAGAGGGUGAUGUUGUCCUUCUUAAGGAUGCUCAAAGUAAGCGCAAUGAAUGGCCUAUGGCUCUUGUGACCAAGACUUUUCCCAGCAGUGACAAAAGAGUCAGAACGGUUGAACUAAGAGUUGCAAGGAAUGGGACAAUCAAGACAUUCCUCAGACCUAUAUUGGAAACCGUUCUGCUCAUGCCGACGGAGGACUGAUAUUUGUGAGGUCUUAUGUGAACAUUCUCAGGUUAUAUGGUGGUAUCUAAACAAUACCAGGCGGGGAGUGUCAUGACAUACAUUUGUUUUUUAUUUACUAGCACCAUCUUGUGGCAGUUUGAUGUUAUAACAAAGAAAUUGAUUAUUGUAAACCAUUUUCUUAGUGGUUGGUUUAGGUCAUGUGACUCUUGGGUUAGAGGUUAACCAGGAAAUAGCCACUGUGUUCCAGUUUCUUUCUGUGUGGUGGGCCAACAAGUCAUCUCUCUGUUUUCUUCACGUUUUUGUGCCUCAGAAAGGCUUUGCCUUUUUACAAAAAAAAGAGAAAGAAGAGGAAAGAACAAAACAGUAAAACUUUCAACUUUACUACUGCGUCUGCCCUUUUCUGACUCCUGUUAGCUAUCUGUCAAUGUUGCGUAGAUGGAACACGCAUCUAGGACAGAAUAUGUACAGAAUUUAAAACUUAUUUUAGCACUGUAGAAAAAGCUAUCAAAUAAGGGGACAGAUAUGUAACAUUCACCUAUUGUCACAUAAAUGUUCAUGUUGUGUUCAUACUAGCCACUAGGGGGACACAUGUA